AUGUCAUAUAGUGAAGAAGAUCCUUUGAGUGAACCAACGAACACUCAACAUUUGGAUUUGUCUAAGUUAUCGCCACAGGAGUUAAGAAUCUAUAAAAUGUAUGGGAAAUUACCCACUACCCAACAGAUCUUGUCAUCCAAAUUCCAAGAUAAGAAAUACUUUGACAGUGGAGACUAUGCUAUGCAAAAACAAAUGGGUGGUGGUUUAAAGAGUGGUAUACCUGGUGGAAUGUCUAUGAAACAUCCGAAUGCCGAAAGAAUGAAGGAAAUGUCAGUUCGAAAUUCAAUCAGUGCAACAAACGCCCAAGUUCUUUUGAAUGGAAAGUCGGGAUUGUUAAAUGAAAGAACUGCCCCAAAAGAUGAGAAUGGGGAUGACCAGACUAAAUAA
Candida dubliniensis CD36 is the source of this 387-nucleotide messenger RNA. RefSeq names its product phosphatase regulator. NCBI's taxonomy places the organism in Eukaryota, Fungi, Ascomycota, Pichiomycetes, Serinales, Debaryomycetaceae. The record is from RefSeq and is a predicted model, not a curated record. Gene Ontology annotation, cellular component: cytoplasm. The coding region runs from base 1 to 387 and encodes 128 amino acids. Gene Ontology annotation, molecular function: protein phosphatase inhibitor activity. The transcript has a single exon.